AUGAGUCCAUUCAGCCAAAAGAAGAACAAGGACACCGCGAAUCACCAGAGCAAGCCACUGCCUGCUCCAGAGGGAGAAGCACCAAUCCAUUCCCUUGUCUACGACCAGCGGUGCAAGGACAUAUGGAUCCUCCUUCUCAUACUUCGGUGCAUCAACGCUCUCUGCGUACGCACCUUUUUCCAACCCGAUGAGUACUUUCAAGCUUUAGAGCCGGCCUGGGAAUUGGCUUUUGGGUCUCAGAGCGGUGCUUGGAUCACGUGGGAGUGGGAGCAUCAGCUCCGGUCCUCUUUGCACCCAGCAAUGUUUGCCGCGGCAUAUUAUGUUGCGAACAAGGCCAUGGAGCUCGUGAGCUGCUUUCCCCAGUUUCGAGCCAUGAUCCUCGCAGUUCUGCCCAAUCUGAUACAGGCCUACUUUGCUGCCAUCGGAGACUAUUACACAUGGCAACUCUCUGAGAAUGUUUACGGAAGGGGAUCUAAGGCUGGCUGGGCCACCCUUUUGAUGACAAUUAUCAGUCCCUGGCAGUGGUUCUGCUCCACGAGGACUUUCUUAAAUUCUCUCGAGACAAGUUUCACUAUCGCCGCGCUAGGCUUUUGGCCUUGGGAGAUGUCGGUUGAUACUGUCCCCCUUUCUAGCAGUGACCUACCCGGUUCUAGAAAGCCCCAAGUGCCUGCUCCUGUCCCUGCCAAAACCUCCAUUUUCAAAAGCCGCUGGUCUAUUACAAGCCUUCGGAUUUCUCUUCUUCUUGCAGCUUCCGCAUGCAUCCUCCGCCCCACCAAUGCCAUGAUAUGGUUCUGCAUCAUGAUGCCAACCGUGACUCGGAUCUUCUCGCCCACCACCCGAGCAACCCCUUCUGAUUAUUUCAUUUUCUUUCGAGAAGCAGUCCUCUGCGGAACCGUCACCCUCCUCAUCUUCGCAAUCUCUGAUCGGUUGUACUUUGGGGAGUGGACGUUCCCAGCCUAUCAAUUCAUCCAUUUCAACGUCAACCAAGACCUGGCCGUGUUCUACGGCCGCAAUGAUUGGCAUUACUACAUCUCCCAAGGUCUCCCGUUGCUACUCACCACUUACCUCCCCUUUGGGCUGAUCGGACUUUGGAAGUCGGCAUCGCUUCCUUCCACCAGCGUUCCCUUCCUUCUCAACAUCACAAUCUUGGUAACAAUUGGCGCACUAUCGUUCAUUUCCCACAAGGAAGUACGCUUCAUCUAUCCCCUCCUUCCACUCCUCCACAUCCUCGCAGCACCCACCAUUGCUGCUUUCUUCACCACAACCAGCACUAAAACAAACCCCUCCACACCCUCCGCUACCAGCUCCAAGACGCAACAAACCACAACUUUCCGUCGGAAACCACUCCUCACCCUCCUCCUUCUGGCCAAUAUCUUCAUCAGCGGCUACACAACCUUCUACCACCAACGUGGUGUCCUCUCCGUCCUGACCUUCCUCCGCUCCGAAUACGAAACCCUUUACCUAGACCCCCAAGGUAACCCACUUCAAACCAGCUCUACAACCGACCACGACGCCUUCGCCGCCUUCCUGAUGCCCUGCCACAGCACCCCCUGGCGUUCUCGACUCUUCUACCCAAAUCUCAAAGCCUGGGCCCUAACCUGUUCCCCGCCCCUCCACCUUGCAGCCCACACCGCAGAACGAGAAGCAUACCGCGACGAAGCGGACCGCUUCUUUGACAACCCAAUGAAAUUCCUCAAAGAGGAGGUUAAUACGAGGGAGCGACCGUGGCCACGGUACGUUGUGGGGUUUGAGGGCAUUGAAGCGAGUUUAAAGGAGUUCUGUCAUGAGGUUAUGAAGGGCUGGGCGGUUAAGGAGAAGUGGCGGACGGGGAAUACGGAUUGGAUUGAUGAUUCGAGACGGAAGGGCGAUGUCGUCGUGUGGGAGUUUGUGGAUGCUAAUAAUUCCUAA
Molecule: messenger RNA, 1908 nt
Organism: Venustampulla echinocandica
Lineage: Eukaryota; Fungi; Ascomycota; Leotiomycetes; Helotiales; Pleuroascaceae
Product: Mannosyltransferase
Exons: 4
Coding region: 1-1908 (635 amino acids)
Biological process (GO): GPI anchor biosynthetic process
Cellular component (GO): endoplasmic reticulum membrane
Molecular function (GO): alpha-1,2-mannosyltransferase activity
Source: RefSeq, a predicted model, not a curated record